AUGGACGCCACCAAUUCGUGCAGGGCGCCAGUCCCCCCUUCACACGGACUGCAGCACCGCCUUGAGCAGAUGCUUCAGAAGCAGGUCGCCACAGAGGAGCGCAUUGCACGACAGGGUGAGUUGAUACAGCGCAUAACGUACGGUUUCACCGUGUUGCGUGAGUAUGCCACGCGCGCGAUCACCCACAUGAAUCUUUCGCUGCAUGAUUUAUUGCUUGUGGAGACAUAUAUUGAAAUAGAACCGGAAGAGCAACAAACAAAGGCAGUAGUCACAGAUGCAAGCAGUGCCGAUGGGUCGAUGUGCUUCAUCUCAUGCGAAUCCUCUACCCAAUCACUGGUUGAAGAGGCGAAAGAAGUAUACGCUGCGUUUGUACGUAAGCGCGUGUUGGAUGAGACCUGCCCCGAGCCGGACGCGGCCACGCAGUUCCAUUCGCUCACUGCAGCAUCCUUUUAUCUUCUUUUCCCUCAUCUUACCGUUAUGCUGGAGGAAUUUGUCGGCGCCUUCGCCAGCGCCACUUCCCCGAAAAGCUCCACCGCAAGUGGGACUGCAAUGACGCCGGAUUGGUGGGCUUCGCUGGGCCGCGUGAUCCGUUUCAUUGAGCUUGGCGUAAAGCACUUUCCCGAGGUGUUUGCGGGGAAUGAACUUUUAUCCCGCCUGCAGGUUUCCAUCUCCGCGGUUGUGGAAAAAAAUAUUGGGCACGGUGAACAGAGCGGCAUUGGUGCCGCUUUGUGCCUUUCUCAACGGGUUACCGCACUACAUGAGAAGAUGCAGCACUUGAACGUGAGUGACACCGGAAGCGACCACAGCGACGGCUGUUGUAGUUUUUCACAUGAUUUAUGA
Trypanosoma brucei brucei TREU927 is the source of this 840-nucleotide messenger RNA. RefSeq lists its product as hypothetical. NCBI's taxonomy places the organism in Eukaryota, Euglenozoa, Kinetoplastea, Trypanosomatida, Trypanosomatidae. The transcript has a single exon. Bases 1 to 840 code for a protein of 279 amino acids. The record is from RefSeq and is a predicted model, not a curated record.